Molecule: messenger RNA, 1005 nt
Organism: Spea bombifrons (plains spadefoot toad)
Lineage: Eukaryota; Metazoa; Chordata; Amphibia; Anura; Pelobatidae
Gene: SMIM28
Product: small integral membrane protein 28
Exons: 2
Coding region: 26-526 (166 amino acids)
Source: RefSeq, a predicted model, not a curated record
GGCAACAGCAGCACCACUUGGAAACAUGAGGAGGCUUCUAGGCAGCAGCUGGAGUAAAUUUGGCCAUGCUGGUAGGGGCACCUAUGACUGGAUGACUAGUGAGCCAGAACUACCACUUGCAGACACAAAGCUGCAGAGCAAGCAUCCGAAUGAAAUCAAUUCUACCAAAGAAGACCUACAGCCCUUUCUGUGUAUCAUACUACCGACAACUGCUCUGCUUGUAGUAGGGUUCUUUGUCCUGUUCUUGUAUCGGAGAUGCAGACGUAAGAUUCCACAGAGACAAAUCUUUGCCAUAGGCCUCCAGGACAAUGCUCCUGACAGAGAAAUGGAUUUCUUUCCGACCUUGCCUUGGAGCAUAGAGCCUUUUCAUUACUGUACAUUGGUGCCCGAUGCCUCUUUUUUAACAAUAUGCUUACCUCCACCUUAUGAAGAAGCAAUUCUAAAGACAUCAAGUGACUCUUGCAUUAGUAUCUGCCCAGACCCUGUGCCUCCCUAUGAAGAGAGACCACGCAGAUCAAGUAACUAAUGUUGUGACCACAGAAUGUAGCCUUCGCGCUGGGCUUCAGCUGGAACUGGAAGUCCAUGGACAACUUUUGGUUUAGCAGCUUCAGAACUUUUAAAGGGCUUCUUAUAACUUUUUUUCUUAGAUUGUACAAACUUAAAAAUGUUUAAAGCAGCACAAGUGUGGUCUAGCAAAUGCAGCAGCACCUUUUGCAGUAAGCAAUAUUUAUCUUUUAAACCCUGCUGGUUUGCUUUUCUGCAAGUAUAAUUUUUGGUGUUAAACAACUGUGCCGAUUUUCUACUUAAUACAAAGACUAUUAUGCCAACUUUAAUUUCUACGUCUAUUUUUUUGUUAAUAAAUAUGAGAUAGAGUAUUGGUAUAUAGUUAAUUAACAAUCCCUCAGGUCAGAGACACUUAAUGAACCUAAAUAAUCAACUGGAACUAUAUAAAAAUAAUAAUUGUGACUCCAGCUAUAACCAAAAUAAAAGACAGAUAAAAGUAAA